UUAUUUUCCGGGUCAAUCCCACAAGGUUUCAGUCCACCGAUAUUUUUGAAGAAGAGUUGAAAUAAUGUAGGUAAUCAAGGAUGCAUGAUAUAUAGUUCUGCAUUGCAUAGUAUUAUAUUGCAAUAAAAGCAUUGGCAUCUAUAAAACUGAGGAAUAUAUUCGGUUUUUAGCGCUACCCCCAACUGUAACUAUCAGCGAACAGGAACGUACCCAUUGGAAUCUCUAUCGCGCAUGCUUCCUUGAAUGCGUUAAGCUAAUGGCUAAGGAUAAACUACAUUAACAGUCUAACCAUUUUUAUUUACAAUGGCAGAAUAUGGAGAGGAAGAGGGAUUCAUGUUACCUGUAGACGACGGUUUAUUUGCUGAUACAUUUUCUGAUGAUAGCGUGUACAAAUUCAUCGGUCAAGAGUUAAAGAUCAGCCAGGUGUUCAGCGCCAACCUCGGCGUGGCAGCGCCAGUGUGGGACGCCGCGCUUCAUCUAUGCCGCUAUUUCGAGGAAAACUCGCUCAACCUGAAAGGAAAGCGCAUCAUUGAGUUGGGCGCAGGGACUGGCAUUGUUGGCAUUUUGGCAGCACGUUUGGGAGCGGAUGUGACCUUGACAGACCUCCCCCUUGCUGUCCCUCAACUGCAAAGCAACGUCUCAGCCAACAUGCCGUCCUCCGGCUGGCCUUCUGUUGCCCCCUCCGUCCUCCCCCUCUCCUGGGGCCAAGACCAGCACAUCUUCCCCAUGGACUGGGACCUGGUACUGGGUGCAGACAUUGUGUACCUGUCUGAGACUUACCCCCUCCUGCUGGACACACUGGUUCACCUGUGCAAGGUCAGGGCAGUGGUGUACCUCUCAUCCAAGAUGCGAGAAGAGCACGGAACGCCUGGCUUCUAUGGAGACACUCUGCCACAGAGGUUCCAUGUCAAGCUGGAGCACCGCGACCCCACACAGAACAUCAACAUCUACAGCGCUACUCUGAGAGGGAAGCAGUGACAGAAAUGAGACUGGAUAGGACUGGGAGACUGAUGAACCGGUAAAUAGUUUGAGACUUGGAAGAGAACCACACAACAGUGCCUGACUCUCUGAACCCUCUGGGGUUCCUUCCUCUCCAAAAAAACUUUGUGCAGGAGCUGGAUAAGAACGAAUAGGCACCUGACACAAAAGAGCAAAGGCUCCUCACUCUGAUUUUAGUGCUCCCAAAAGUGUUAUUUUAAACAAAAUAUAGACCAAUAGGUCAUCAUGUUGAAUGAAAAGGUCUGUAUGGUCUUGUAAGAAACAGAAUAAUACUUUUGUGGGCAGGAAAAACAUAGCAAAGAUAAUUUUCCUGUCUUUGGCAGGUUACUACAGUCAAAUCAAGUUGUGUUUGAUCUGGUUUGAGGAAGUGUUAUAUUGUUUAGGUUGACAGGGUUGAUUACUGGGAAAAUGUUGAUGAUACCAUCCACUUGCAGAACUGGCAAAAUUGACAGUUGCUGCCCCCACUCCCACUCCCUCCGCCUGGACAUACUUCAUCCCCUCACUCUCCUGCUCUCUGCUGAUGUGCAGAGUUUCUGUUUAGAAAAGAAAAGCCUGUUUGUUCCGCUGGAUAGUUUCAAAGAGAGACCGGCCGUUAUACCCCCCCUUCACCUCUCUCUGUGCUAUAGCUCACCCGACAAAACAACAGAUCCCUAUCUAUAUUCACAGUGGGCUCUCCACUAGUGGUCCACAAGGUCCCCAUAUGAGAAACUGUCAUUCAUCGUGCGUGUAAUAAUCCUUUGAUCAAUAUUAUAAUGAUAAUGCCCAAGCAAGUUGGACAAAAAGUAACCUGUGGUACAACAUAAAAUACAAUGUUAUGCAUUACUUUCCUAUGCCUAUAGUGCCUGUAAGAAAUUAUAAAUUUUUCAAUUAUCAAAUGAUUGAUUGAGAACCAAAACUUCUGAGAAAUAAAGUUAAUAAAAUGUAUACAACUUUCA
This is a messenger RNA of Salvelinus sp. IW2-2015, 1934 nucleotides long. RefSeq names its product EEF1A lysine methyltransferase 3. The record is from RefSeq and is a predicted model, not a curated record. Gene Ontology annotation, cellular component: cytoplasm; cytosol. Gene Ontology annotation, molecular function: protein-lysine N-methyltransferase activity. Gene Ontology annotation, biological process: peptidyl-lysine methylation. NCBI's taxonomy places the organism in Eukaryota, Metazoa, Chordata, Actinopteri, Salmoniformes, Salmonidae.